Pieris rapae (cabbage white) is the source of this 12058-nucleotide messenger RNA. RefSeq names its product huntingtin (gene htt). Gene Ontology annotation, cellular component: nucleus; cytoplasm. Bases 176 to 9220 code for a protein of 3014 amino acids. The transcript has 42 exons. NCBI's taxonomy places the organism in Eukaryota, Metazoa, Arthropoda, Insecta, Lepidoptera, Pieridae. The record is from RefSeq and is a predicted model, not a curated record.
AAUUAGAGGUACUGCUUCUCAUUUACUAAGGUUCCAUUUAUCAAAACAUUUCAUUAUUUCUCCCGCAUGAAUAUAAUGAUACUCUAGGAAUAUUACAAUAUAGGUGCAAAUCUAUAAUCAAUAAUGUUUGUGAUAUCAACAUUGUCAAAACAGUAGUAGCCGCAAAAACGCAGCUAUGAAUUUACUCGAAAAAGCCGAGAAAUCCCUUGAAUAUUUGAAAAACUAUGAAGGAGUUGCAAAAGGUCAUGAAUUGCAACCUGCAGCCGGAACAUUGGGUCGCUGUCUGGGUGCGCUAGGAGCUCGAUCCAAUUGCGCUCGACACUAUGCAAAUUUAUUAAGCACGGCUGUACCCACUCUACUAUCCCUUGCCAGCCAUGAAAGCGCAGAAGUAAGGUUGGUGGGAGAUGAGGCAUUAAAUAGAGUCAUUGUUGGUGGGUUUGCUUUUAAUGCAUAUAAGACAAAUGCUAUCUUGCUAAAUCAUAUUGAUGCCAAUAAGAAUGCAAGAUGGAAUCGUGCUGCCAUCAACAGAAUCUGUCUUGGAGAGUCCUGGUUACGCCCAGGUAUGGGAAAAAUAAGAUCCCAUGCACAAGCUUUGUUCCCAAAACUGAGUCAAAUUAUCAGAAGCACUACUGAGUUGCAGCUUGUGGUGGAAGCUUUAGAAAGCAAUUUACCAAGAUUACUAAAUGCCUUAGCUGAAUAUAGUACAGAUGAAGAAAUCUAUGAUCUCUCUCGUUCUCUAAUAUGCCGUGUAGAAUGUGUGGAAGCAUCUGUCCGACGCGCAAUAAGCUCUUGCCUUGGCCAUUUAUGUGUGCACAGGGAGACACUUCUUACACAGAUACUGGAUAAAGCUUUUGAGAAAUUGUGGCCAAUGCCAGUUGAAGACACAACAGCUAUCAGCUGGUUUAGUGUGAUCAAAGCUGUAUUUCAAAUUAAUGAUGUCAAUAAAUUUACUGAAAGUGAUCUAUUUACUGUACAGGACUAUUUGGAAUUAUACCAGCUGUGUAUAUGUUACAUAGAAGCGUCAAACUCGCAUAACGCGCAAAAUGCAGUACUGGAGUGCCUUUAUGUAUUACUGGGGCUCCCGGGGCCGCAUAAACGGGGUCUCACUGCAUCCAAACCAUUAUCCGUAUCAUUAGAUCAACGUAACGCACGUAAAGGACAUCGCCGUAAUUGCAGUUACACAAGUGCGAUAUCCUUUAAUGUAACACAACUUCCAUUGGAAUCACGGGAAACGGAAUUCGCCCUAACUGGAGCUCUACAAUUGGGAAGUGUUCUGAGAAUUGGUACACCUACAUCGAGUAUAGAUGACCUUAACAUACAGACUCCAGAAAGUCCAGAGAGUGAGAUAGAUAGUGAGGUGGAUGCGGUGCAGCUAUCCCGUGCCUUGUCCGAACGAUUCCAACGAUGCGACGAUACUGAUGAUGACGAUGUUGCUAGUAGAGAAUAUGUUAAUAAGAUUAAUAUAGGCCGAUCGAAUGAGGAUCCGAGGGUGUUAUAUUGCGCGCGGCUUAUUACUUCGCGAUUCUUAUUGGCUGGAUCUAGAGGGGAAUUUGUGUCUGAUAGAUCAGUACGUGUGUCUGUUAAGUCCUCGGCUUUGUCAUGUUUGAGUGCGCUUUUGCGAUUGGCACCACAUUUACUGACACACUAUCUGGACAAGGAUGCUGAUCUAAAGCUAUUGAACUGCUCAGGAUCAUCAGAAGGUACCGAUUCAAAUCAGGAUAACAUAAACGAAUUUAUUCUCGAGCGAAAUGUCUGCUAUCAAGAUUCAAUUACAGAAUCUAUUAGCCAGGACUUAUUAAAAAGCUCUGAUAGCAUACUAACUUCAAAGAAAGACGCCAAAUCAUUAGAUAAAUCGCUUGAAAGCGAGUUGAAAAGCUCUAAAGAUGUAGCAAGUAAUAUUCUGGAUAGCAAGUUAGUUGCCAGCGGCUUCAGUGCUGAUACGAACAUGACUAUCAGUAACUUAACGUCAACAACAGACGGACAGUCAACCGGUUACCCUAUGACCAGUAGUGGGGUCCUAUCUUCAAGCAUAGAUUUGGAUAUGAAAUUCGACCAUUUUGGUGACAUAGAAGUCAAAGAAGAACCUAUAAAAGAGAGAGUAGUAGAGUCUGAGAGUAAGAGUGAGGAGAUUGAGUAUCAGCAUAUGAGUGAAGUGCUUUUGUUGAGUGACCACAAUGAUCCUCAGGUGCGAGGAUUAGUGCGCAAUUGUGUGGGGAGUUAUUUGGUAGCAGCUUUGCAUGUAGCGCAGGGUGACUAUAUUAACUGGCGGAGUUAUACUGCGCUACCGAGAGAUAUUGCCGAUGUCCUUGCGGUUGAGAAACUAGUCGAUCUUAUAUUAAAAGGUUUGCAUGAUGAAAUGCACUCAGUUGUAUCGGCCACAUUAUCUACAUUAACCUAUUUGGCACCUUCACUGUGUCACUCGAUUGGAUCAGCUCUGGCAGAAAUAGGCACAGUAGCAGAUAAUUCAUAUUGGCUUUGUCGACUUAAUCUUGUGCAGUUUUAUGAAAAACUACCGUAUCAGAGAUUGUUUAUGCUGUGCCCUGCAUAUAAGAGUCAUAGUGAGGCGAUACUUAACACGCUCUUCCGUCUGCUGGCAGAUCAGGACCAGAAAGUGAGAAAUGCUGCAGCUAAAGCUAUUGCCAACAUCACACCAAUUAUUCACCCGAAACCUCGAACCACCCCUAUCACAAUGCUAACGGAAACAUCACGGCAGAUGAGUCGAUUGUUUUCCUCUGAGGAUAGACGCCUUUCGUUAGAGCGAGUGAGAGAGAUGUACUUCUAUCAGGACCUACCUGAACAGAUGAAGAGUGGGGAUAUAUUGCAAGAUAAGGACACGUUGAUAGUGAUGGUAUCUGAUAUUAUGGGGCGACUGAUGGCUUCUAAUUGUAAGAACUAUACGCAAGGCCUUCUUUCCACCUUACGUGAGAUAUGUCAGCGGUGGUCACCAUGGCAUCAUAGCGCAUACCACGGUCUGGGUAUUUUGGCCUACUGUCUGGCGAGAAUUGAAUGCUGCCCUGGUACUGUGCCCCUCCACACCACCUGUCUUGAUAUAUGCCGGCUUGUAUACCCAGCUGAAAUUCAUAAUAUAAUGCGGGACAAAUCCAAUCGUGACAUAUUCGAAACACAAGAAGUGAAAGAGAAGUGGCAACACUUGGAAAAUGAUAGAGUUGCCAGCCUUUCGGAGAAAUUCCUCCAAGUGACGCUAAAAAUGCUGAACGUUCUCGUUCAUUUGAUUGAGGAGGUCAACCCUAAUGUCCAUAUCAAUAAGAGUGGAAUUGCUUUGCCUGGAAGCCCAGUACGGCGGAAGACACAAGAACUAACUCCGAGGAAAAGCAGUUUAAGUUCUGAUACGGUUGACGACAAAGGUCUUAAGAAGAAACCGCACGUGCCUCCGAACAGUUUGAAAGCCAACUUCGUCGGACAUUUCUAUACUGAACCCGUUUAUAUGAAGCUCUACGAUAAUUUGAGAGCAACUUAUUCUAAUCAUAAGAUAAACCUCGACGCAAAAGGCAGUAUAUUCUACGAUUUCCUUUCAACUACAUUAAAAUCUCUAGCAAUACAACUAGAGUUAUCAACUGAAGUCGAAAUAGGUCCUAUCACUGAAGAAUUACUCUACUACCUAAAAGUUAUCAUGCCCCUUUGCCCGGAAAAUACAGUAUACUGCGUGACUCAGCUCCUAAAAUGCCUUUUCGGGACGAAUAUUAUCAACCAGUACGCUGAUUUCAUGAGCAUUGCCAAUAAAGAGGAGAAGAAAGAAAAAUCCUGUUUCUUUGACGACGUGAUGCUGAUAAAUAAUAUAAGUUUUGAGUCUGAGUCUAGACGUAGUAGCGUCUGUUCCAAUGCAAGUCAGAAGUUUUCGGAGAAAAAUCCGAGAAUUAUUAGAGAGAGAGAACUGUUGAUUGCGUUGGAGAAUUUCAAUAAAAACAGGAUGGAAAGGAAAUGGGGAAAUAAUAAGAAGGAGUUGGAGAGAUAUAUUCGCUUGUUCGAGCCGGUUGUCAUACAGGCGCUUAAGACGUACACUGUAGCCAGCGCAACUGGUGUAUGGAGCUCAGUGCUGUGUCUGCUUGGAAGGCUUCUGGCAUUGCGAGUCAACUACUGCAUGUUGGAUACCGACCAGCUUUUCAUUGGCUUUCUCAUGAAGCAGCUGGAACUGCUUGAGCAUCAUGAGAUACCGAAUUGCUGUGAUUUAGUCAAAAGUAUUAUGUUGUUUCUGGUUCAAUUAUCCUCAUCAAAGCACCACACGAAGCAAAUUAUUGAAAUUCCUAAGCUUAUUCAACUGUGUGAUGGUCUGAUGGCAUCGGGUGCUCAAGACGAAUGUAUCGCGGGCUUAGAACCCGUAGCACUAAAGGUUUUCAGCAAUAUAGGAGGAUCUGGUAUAGGUACUGGUGGAUUAGGUCGUGCCCAACAGCAAGAGAUUCAAGCGACCAGAGAAGUUCUGUUUUAUAUGUUGCAAAAAACGAUGCAUCUACCUAAGGUGUUAGAAGUAGUAUCGUGUGUUAUAUCUCUGUCCCAAGAGCAACCAGAAAAUCAGUACCGUUGGUGUGAACUCGCAAGUGAUACGUUAUUGCACGUGCUCGCUGAACGCAGCGCUGAAUGCGAAUACGCGCACGCGCUACGAUCGCUUGAGGCGUUGCUGGAAAUUAUAUCAAAGGAUGUGCUUCUGGAACAGACGAGAGUUGAGAUGUUGCUUAAGAUUUUAUUCAAAGCUCCGCCAGAGCAGGCAACAACACCACGAAAGUUAAAGUUGCGAUACUUAUCUAUCAUAUUAGUACUUCUUCGCAAAGUACUCGUACUCAUUCCAGAAAGCGAGAUCCUGCUAUCAAUAAAUUACCUAAAAGCGACUUGUAUCGCACCUCAAUCAAUAUUCUUCAACGUUAAACCCAACAUUGACCCGUUAAACGUCCAAAACGUGAACGAAACUUGUGCGAAUUUAUCUCCCGAUGUGAUCCUAGUACGAUUUCUCUUCAAAACGUUAACGUAUGCCAUGAUAGAGCUGGAUGACGUAACAACUGGUUAUGAAGCGCUGUCAGAACAUGAUGAAUUACUGUAUUCUGUGAGCGUUGGACUUGUAGUGCAAGUUAAACAUAUGCUGCAUUUGACAAAUGGUUGCGGGUUCCCAUUAACAGCAAAGAGUGCCCAAAACCUUCUACACCAGGAACAGAGUGGUUUGAAUACUGGCCUUUAUAGUCCCGAAGAGAAUAUUCCACUUGACGAUCUGAAUCGACGAGUUUUGAGGGCCCGGACUGCCCUAACUAUGCACUGGUCACAUUUACUUAUCAGGUUAAAUUUCCUCUCUCAUAAAUACUGGCAGAAACUUAUCGGUUUCUCCCGGAGUUUGCCUUUAAGUGCUCGUGCCACUCAUUACGCGCACGCCCAUCACGCUGACGCCACACAACUGGCUGUAGCGUUAGCUUACUGCGAGUAUUUUGUCGAAAACGGUCUAGGAGAAGUGGUCCACUUAUCGUGGUUAGUGGGAAGUCGUGCACAUACCCUGGUGUCUCACUGCACGGAACCACUUGUGGCCGCGUUGCUGUCGGCCCUGCAACGAUGCUCCGCUACUAGUGCCUUGCUGCUUCAUGCAAUCGCUGCUAGGUGUCAGCCUUGUUUACAGGGUGAAUUUGCUUUGAAUACGUAUAAAGUGCUAUCUUCAUGUCAUGAGAGUCAGUUAGGACCUUUGGUUUUCUUCAUAUGUAGAAUCAUUGGCAAGUUGGAGCCUUCCAUUGGUGCAAGAUUCUCGCAGCUAGCGAUAGAGAGAUGCAAAGAUUUACGAGAUAUGGGUGAAGAUGGCGUGAAAAAACAGCUCAGCAAGGAAGAUGUUCAAGUGGCCUUGGAACUUUUGCAGCGGGACCGGGCGCAUCAAAGAUACGCAAGUCUAGUCUCAGAGCUGAACGCUCUGGCAUCAACUGUGUUUGAUUUGUCACCUCUGGCAUUAGCGCAAGAGCGUAUAGUUAAUCCUCAAACGAUUCGUACUACGACAAUCGAUCAACAAUGGCUGUUGUUGCAAGCUAAGACUGGGUGCUGUCAGCGUGAAAAUUCUCUACCAAAAGUCUCUCGAUACAAUGAUUUAGCGAACUUACUUUCGAAAUUACCUCUGGAAGAUCUCACAACUAUUAUGUCCUGUCCAGAGUUUGACAGAAAAAUAAUAAGUGUAUGCUUCAAAGUCACAUGUAAUACCUUCGUUAGGGAAUUUCUCAGCGCAUUAUCAGUAAACGAAUUGAAAGAGACGGAACAAGAAACGAUUAGGCAGCAAAGAGAGAUGGCAAGAAGUAAAGAAGAAAUGACCGCGUCCGUUGACAGUAAUAAAUUAAACGUUGUCAACAUACACGUUUUCAAAAAGAGCGAUAAUAAAGAAUCAAAAUCCCAAUUCUUUAUUCCCAUGACUUCGAUUGACAAUGAAGUUCAAGAGAGCUUCGGCAGUUUGACAAUUACCGAAGAGGAAUGCGAAAUAUCAGUGCCAGAGUUGCCGAAAUUGUACAUAGCCAGUGUAUCUACAUUGGACAAGUCGUUGGCAGACAUUUUGAGACUCUUCCCAAAACAAAACCGACCGCUGAGCCAAUCCGAGAAUUUUAGCCUUAACAAAGAGCAGACAAUAGACAGGUACACUCGGCGUUGUCAUCAAGUGUUCCAAGACAAAUUGUUUUACCAAGAGUUUAUGACUAUACAAACAAUUCUUUCUGGUUACCUAAAGGCGUUAGACAAAAUCAUCGCCGUAAUAGACGAAACGGACUGCGAUCUGGUCGAAAAAUGUAUAGAGAAUCUAUUACCCAGUUCCUUAGCUCGUAACUUGGCCAUUUUUAGCGUUGUAUCUCUUCAGUAUAUGUCAUUUUUGAUAAGCAACAAAAAAGUAGUGGAAGCACCAGUGAACGCGGAAGUGUCGUUUCGCGCGAAUUUACCCACAGACAAUAUUUGUGUAGACAAUGUUUUAAGGGUGACCAUAAAGAAUGUUGCGAAAGCGUUGAACUUUGAGGAGAUUUGGUGCGAACUGAACAUUGACAGUAAUUUAAACAGGGUACAGUCAGCUAUAUGCUGUUUAUAUGCGGUUGUGAAAUAUUUAGUUAAGGAUCGAAAGCCGCUGAUCUCAAAGUCCCAUAUACUUGGGGACGACGGCCCCAAAGCGGAUAUAAUGAUAACUGGGAACAAAUUGAUUACAUUAAUUGAAUAUUGGGAGGAGAAUUUCUAUGUGAAAAUGGAAAAAUUGGGAAAGUACGAGAAGGUGAUAGAAAGUUUGAUUAUAAGGUUGGCUCGUUUUGAAGCUGUGAGUACUAUGUCUCUAAUACCGCCUAUAGCGUGGGCGAGUGGAGAAGUGAAGACGCGAGGCCCACUUGAAUUGCCCUUACGUGCGCUUCAGGAUAUGGAUGUGUUGCAAUCUUUCUUGUUCAGGGUAAACUUAAUAGGUUGGUCCUCAAAGAAACAGUUUGAAGAGAUUUGGGUUGGUUUAGUGGGGGCGUUACAAGGCAACGGGCCACAUUGGGCGGUACGUGGCAUUAGUCAGUUGUUGGUGACGGCCGCACCCUACGUACGAGGCAAGGGGAUACUACAUGUUCCAAGGGUCUAUUUACCGUGGAACGAUGGUAUGCAAAGAUUGCGAAACAUCCUAGUCGGGACAUCUGCGUACAGAAUAUUUGAGGACAUAAAUUUGGAACGCGUCCCACUACAACAAGACAACAUUGCCGGGUACCAGUACGCACAGUUUAGUACCGAGUACCUUAAACUGGCUUCGGAUCUUGUAGACGAGGCCCACUACCGUGUACGUAGAGAAGUGAAACGCAAGCGGAAGUGUACGGAGAUAGACGUAAACAGUUGCGUACAAUUAUUGAUGGAUGUCGCUACUGAUAUGCUUGAACCACAGGCACCAACUGGUCUCGCAGCCCGUGUUGCCCUACUAUCGGCUAUUACGAAUACCAGCUCAGUAUUCAGUUCGGCCAAUAUAUGGCGACGGGCUGGUACUCAACUAAGUGCCUUGCACGCCGCUCAAUGGCCGCACGCUGCUUCAGCGGCCCUACACGCUUUAGCCCAUUGCCUCCCCGUGCUGCAUGCUGCAGCGCCAGGCGACACGAAACAGGAAUUAACGGCAGUGCAUGAGAAGUUGUUGAAGUCUCUAUCGGCAAGUUAUGCGCCGCUGCGACAAGCCGCGUUAAGGGGAUGGUUGCUGCAAUUGCCUUAUGCGGCCGCUAGUGAUACAUUGCCAGAUUUACGACAAGUUGUAGUACGUCAAUUGGCUGACCCGUCCCGGAUAUCCGUUUACGAGCAGAGUCUAUAUUGGGCGGUGCUAUUCUCUCUGGCGCCAGAUCAAACCCUUUUAGCCGCUAAUUUCUUGGCUGCAAACCCCCACCACUAUUGUGCGGAACUCGUUGCAAGGGGUAUCAUAUCUGUGUUACGAAGACAAGUGUUGCCAAAGGAUAUCAAGAAAACUCUCGUAGAAAAACUUUUAGAAAACAUGAACAAGUUCUCUGAAGAACACGCAGUUCAAAUACUUCUUGUUCAUUUGUUUUCUGCGGAUAGCAAACUCCUAUCGUCAGGCCGUCGCGAAGUAUCAGACAUGGAUCCUGACGUACUCAUGAGCGCAAUGGAACGUAUAACGCGCUUAUACGCAUCCUUACGUCACGUUUCACGUCCCGACGUACAAAGUAUAUGUGGCAAUGCAUUGCGGCAUUUAUUAAGAGAAACUCUACCGCCUGCUGCGACACUAAGCCGAGUCUUAAUAGAGCUUUUAGAUACAUGCAGAAUGGCUGAGGCAAUUGUGCCUGACCCUUUGAGUGAUAGAGACGUCUGCGUGCGCGCAGCUAUCGCUAACUGUGAGGUUGUUUUUGAGGUAUUCCAAACAUCACUUUCUCAAUCUCAAUUACCAGUUCUCAGCGGUUGGUUAUUUGAGGCUUUAGGACAAUUAGUCAGUGGGAGGGUCUCUCCUAAGCUCCUCCCACAUGUGCUAUUGCCACUUUUAGUCGCCGCUUCGCCCCUCCCACUUUUGAGGCAUACGCAGUCUUUGGCACUACACGUGUUCCAUAGUGGGUUCUAUUCGCAAGUGAAACAAGAUUUUGGGAUAUUCAGCGACUUAUUCAGAAGCACAAAUACUAUGUCAUUCUCCGAGCGUCGGUUGCUUUGUCUAGUGGCUCUUCACUCACAGUUUACAGACCAACAGUUGCUCAGAUUGCGAGAGUUGUGUGAAGAUAACGAGUAUUUGACUGAUUUAAGACAAUGCUUGCUAGAUGUUACUAGCUAGUGGCAAGUGAAAUAAGAUAUUAGAAAAGAGGCCACUACAAAAGAGCAAAUGCGUUUAAUGAUUUUAGAACAACGUUCUAACGGCGAGCGCUAUUGUGAUGUAUGUUAUAGAAUGCUUGGCUCGUAAGAAUAAUAUAAGGUAGAGAAAUCCAUAAAAGAAAGAACUAACAAAUGAGGUAAUAUAGUUACAUUGAAAGGUUAUCUAGGAUGGUAGGAUAUCAAAAACCUUUGUUUCACGAAAUAUUAAUAUUUGCUUUGUAGACUAAUAUAAUAUUAUACGAAAUUUUAUUCAUAAUGUUAUGUGGUUAAUAUUUUAAAAAAUAAUUGGCAAUAAAAGAACGUCAUUUGUUGACAAUUGACAUGUGUCAGUAAUCAUAGACAAGAAAUGUUGUCUGUGCACUACUAUUAAAAAUUGUAUUCACAAUUAACUCAUGUGUUCAUGCAGAACUAAAUUUAGCUUAUGUCACACCAUAUAGAAACAAUAAUUGGUAUAGACUUGACUGUUUUAUGUAUGUUACAUUUAUAAAUUAUCUGUUAGAUAUAUAUAAGAUAGAUUCUUAAAUUAUUAGUGAAAUGCACACACAAGACGUGCAAAUGAUCUGCCAAAUUAUUACUGUUUCUUACUCAUACUAUGGGAUAACAAGAGACAGAAAUAUUCUGCAUUUUGCGCUGAUAACUUAGAAAAAAUCUGCAACCAGUACAAAUUGUUAUGUCGGGAGUAGAUUUUUGUGAUUUGUGGCCGCUAUAUUAGUAUGUACUGACAUUUUUGUUGAUGUUAUUGCUUACAAUUUAAAGUACCAAUAGUUUUCAGUUAUGUCGUGGUUAACCGCAUUAUUAGCUUUAGUGACGUCAUUUACAUCGUGAGAUUACAGAAAUUUAAUAAAUAAAAAAUGUAUGUCUUCACUUAGGUAAUCUUGUAUUUUGAUCAUUUACUUCACUUGGUCUUUUUUAUUAACAUUAAUUAAAUUCUAGUUUGAGUACGGGCGUAUCCCAAAAAAUAAGUUAGCCGAGUAAGAUGCGCAGAAAUCGUUAUUCGAUUCUUUCAUACGUACAAUACAUGAUUUUCCUCCACGGUAUAAAAUGCAGAUUUUGGAGUGAAACGUACGUGCCGGGACUUGCGCACCUAACGACCUAAUGGAAAUAAUGAUUCAUACAAUCAUAUGGGGAACAGAGAAAUUUAGAUUUUCUACUUCACUUUCAUUUACAUUCCUUAAUUCUAAUCACUUAGUUAUUAAGCUAAUUGUGUUAACUUAACUAACUAUUAUAAGAUUAUAUUAUUAGUAUUUUUAAUUUAUAGCCAAAUCACUAGUAGUAAAUACAUAAUAUAUUAAAUGUAAAUUUACCACCCUUUUGAAUCGCAUGAAUAAUAGACCAUCUUUUAUUUUAAAAUAUAUUUUAAUAAUAUUUCAAUUUGUGGUCCAAAUGUUAUAACUACUUAGUGGUUUCCCUGUAUUAAAAAGUCCGCUUAAAUAUAACAGCUUUAAAAGUAAAUCAGGAAUAGGGGAGUGUGACUUUUUAAUUAAAGACGAAAUCGUUGUACGUUCUACUCUGAUUGAUCAACAUUUCUAUUCUAAUAGGCGUUGAAACGUGACGUCAUGUAUAACAUGACCUCAGUUUGUCCUUGAACACAAUCGUUAGUUUCAUUCUAGAUUUUCUCAGCUCCACACAUUUACAACCUCACACCCACAGGUUUAAAAUAAAAAUUUGAUUGUCUCUAAAAUGUUUAAGGACGAUCAUUUUACGUGAUAACAUCAUAAGAAAACUUUGCAUGUCAUUUUACAAAUGCAUUGGUUACAAUCAUUUUCUUUGGCGCCGUCUGCCUUGAUUCUAGUCGGAUUGCGUUCGUCUUUUAGAUGGUGUGCGCUUUCUUUUCUCUUUUCCCUUAUUUAAAUUUAUUUCCUUUAUUAUGAGUCGAUCAAAUCGAUUGAGGGCUAGAUUUCCUUUAUUUCUUUCUUCUUGUUGUAGGGAUUUUAAUUAUUUUCUUUUCUGCAGUACUUCUUUGGGGUAGUCUUCAGACACGUAUAUGUUUGUAGGGAAUCUUUUGUUGUUUUUUAAGAUUUCAAUUUUUCUCCAUGCUAGAGUAAACUUUAUGAGAAUAACGCAGGCCGCGUUUCUGGUCGACUUUAGAGCAAAGUCUAAGCGCUUCACUUAUUUCCCAUUUAUCAAAGUUGUCCAGCGUGCAAUCUUUAACCACCUCAUUAAGAACUUCAGGACCAGUAGGAGUUCUGCAUUAUUUAUUUCAUUUUCCUCUACUCAGUGCAGAGAUAAACAUUUUUUCUGACUUAUCUCUUCAGAUUUUGCACCUUAUAUUAUCUAUCUCAAUCUCUUGUUCCGCGCUUUUGCUUGCACGCUCAGCUCAGGCAGAAUGUAUUUUCCACUUUUCGCGUAGAUUUUUGGCGACUAAUUCCUGCAAAUGUUUUUACACGACAAUUGUUGUGUUUUUAGCACUGAUGCACUUAUUUUUAUCACUUUUAUUAUAUAAAAUCCAGGAGUCCGGAAGCCGAAUCCGAAACUUCUUUAUGACCUUAUUUUUUUGUGGUGAUAACUCAUACCAAUUUGUAACAUAUCUAUACUAGAUAUUUGUAUCUUGAGAACGGGCUAGAGCCUCUCGACCUAAUUCUACGUUAUAUUGGGUCCUCAAAUGCUUUAUUUUCUUUGUUAUGUCGAAAACCGAUAUUCUAAAUACAUUUGCAAUCGAACGAAGCUCUUGUUUGCAAUUUUGUUUCUCGCGACCUGAUUCACCAAUCCGACUAAUUUCAAGAUUUUCUUGCGAGACCAUUGCACAUCAAAACUUCCAAACCCAAAUUCUGCGGCAAGAUUGUCAGACAUGUCAGAGACA